AUGAUUAUUCCUGUUCGCUGUUUCUCCUGUGGGAAGGUUGUUGGAGAUCUCUGGGAGCGCUACCUUCAGCUCCUGGAUGAAGGCAUUCCGGAUGGCGAUGCAAUGGAUCAGUUAGGAUGCAAACGGUAUUGCUGUCGCAGAAUGAUAAUGACCCAUGUUGAUUUAAUCGAAAAACUUCUACGUUAUAACCCUACUGAACGGGAGCGUGCAAAGUCUCAAAUAUGA
Molecule: messenger RNA, 225 nt
Organism: Penicilliopsis zonata CBS 506.65
Lineage: Eukaryota; Fungi; Ascomycota; Eurotiomycetes; Eurotiales; Aspergillaceae
Exons: 4
Coding region: 1-225 (74 amino acids)
Biological process (GO): transcription by RNA polymerase I; tRNA transcription by RNA polymerase III; transcription by RNA polymerase II
Cellular component (GO): RNA polymerase III complex; RNA polymerase II, core complex; RNA polymerase I complex
Molecular function (GO): DNA binding; DNA-directed RNA polymerase activity; zinc ion binding
Source: RefSeq, a predicted model, not a curated record